CUUUCUCGAACGCGAGCCGCCCGCAGCCGGCGGCGCCCGAGCCCUUCCGGAAAGUGCCGAAGUCGUAGCCGGCGCCUGGCGGCUUCCCCGCCGGCCGGCGCAGCGCGCCUGCGCAGAGGAGAGUAACCGCCGGUUGGUGGCCGGUGCUCCGCAGUGGGGGAGAGGCGGGCGAGGAGCCGGCUCCCAGCAGCCCAGACGGUCGCCGCUGCCGCUGUAGUCGCAGGCCGGCGGGGGAAGCGGGAAGCACCGGGCGCAGCCAUGUCCGUCGUUGGCAUCGACCUCGGCUUCCUCAACUGCUACAUCGGCGUGGCGCGCAGCGGCGGCAUCGAGACCAUCGCCAACGAGUACAGCGACCGCUGCACCCCAGCAUGUAUAUCUUUAGGAUCCAAGACCCGGGCCAUUGGGAAUGCAGCAAAGAGCCAGAUUGUCACAAAUGUAAAAAAUACAUUACAUGGUUUCAAAAAACUGCAUGGAAGAGCAUUUGAAGAUCCUUACAUACAAGCUGAAAGGGCCAAACUUCCCUAUGAACUUCAGAAGAUGCCGAAUGGCUCCGUAGGUGUAAAGGUGAGAUACCUAGAUGAAGAGAGACUGUUUGCAAUUGAACAGAUUACAGGAAUGUUAUUGGCCAAACUUAAAGAGACUUCAGAAAGUGCUUUGAAGAAACCAGUGGCAGACUGCGUGAUUUCAGUACCCAGUUUCUUCACUGAUGCUGAGAGAAGGUCUGUAAUGGCAGCUGCGCAGAUUGCAGGAUUAAACUGUCUGAAGCUGAUGAAUGAAACUACAGCAGUUGCACUAGCCUAUGGAAUAUACAAGCAAGAUCUGCCAGCCUUGGAAGAGAAGCCAAGAAACGUGGUCUUUGUAGAUAUGGGGCAUUCUGCAUAUCAGGUUUCAAUCUGUGCUUUUAACAAGGGAAAACUGAAGGUCUUGGCUACUACCUUUGACCCUUUCAUAGGUGGUAGGAAUUUUGAUGAGGCGUUGGUAGACUACUUCUCUGAAGAAUUUAGGACAAAAUACAAACUGAAUGUAAAAGAGAAUCCCCGAGCGCUGUUACGAUUGUAUCAGGAAUGUGAAAAACUGAAGAAGCUUAUGAGCGCAAAUGCUUCUGACCUUCCACUCAAUAUUGAGUGCUUCAUGAAUGACCUUGAUGUCUCCAGUAAGAUGAACAGAGCUCAGUUUGAGCAAUUGUGUGCUGCCCUUCUGUCUAGAGUGGAACCUCCUCUAAGAGCAGCCAUGGAUCAAGCUAAACUUCAGCGUGAAGAUAUCUACAGUAUAGAAAUAGUAGGUGGGGCUACUAGAAUUCCAGCAGUGAAGGAACAGAUCUCUAACUUUUUCUGUAAAGAGAUAAGCACCACGCUAAAUGCUGAUGAAGCUGUUGCAAGAGGCUGUGCCUUGCAGUGUGCAAUUCUUUCCCCAGCUUUUAAAGUGCGUGAAUUUUCCAUCACAGAUGUUGUUCCUUAUUCUGUAACAUUAAGGUGGAAAUCAUCUUACGAAGAAGGAACAGGGGAGUGUGAAGUCUUCAGUAAGAACCAUGCUGCUCCAUUCUCAAAAGUAAUCACUUUUCACAAGAAAGAGCCUUUUGACCUGGAAGCUUACUAUACCCAUCCACAUGAAGUGCCUUAUCCAGAUUCCAGAAUAGGGCGUUUCACUAUUCAAAACGUUGGUCCCCAACACGAUGGCGACAAUUCCAAAGUGAAGGUUAAGGUGCGCGUCAAUAUUCAUGGCCUUUUCAGCGUGGCUAAUGCUUCUAUAAUAGAGAAGCAGAACAUAGAGGGAGAUCACAAUGACACACCUAUGGACACUGAAUCAUCAAGUAAGAACCAAGGCAGAGAUGAUGAGCUGCAAUUACCUUUCAUUAUUGAGGAUGAUACCCUCGACUCUGAGGAGGAGGAUAAAAUGCAGGUUGAUCAAGAUGAAGGUAUUCAGAAAAGUCAAGCUGAACAACAGAACCAAGGAGAUGAGGAAACUGAAAAUGCAGGAACUGAAACAAAAGCUGCUUCUGGCGACAAGCAAGAUCAUCCUGCCCAGCCAAAGGCUAAAGCAAAAGUUAAGAGUAUUGACCUACCUAUACAGGCAAGCCUCUACAGACAACUGGGACAAGAUCUUAUCAAUUGCUAUAUAGAAAAUGAGGGGAAGAUGAUGAUGCAAGACAAGCUUGAGAAAGAAAGAAAUGAUGCUAAGAAUGCUGUUGAAGAAUAUGUGUAUGACUUCAGAGACAAACUGUGUGGAGUCUUUGAGAAAUUCAUCACUGAAGAAGAUUCAAACAAGCUGACCUUGAUGUUGGAGGACACAGAAAACUGGCUUUAUGAAGAUGGAGAGGACCAACCAAAACAAGUAUAUAUGGAUAAGCUUCAGGAAUUAAGAAAAUUUGGACAGCCUAUUCAGGAGAGAUACAUGGAGCAUGAAGAGAGACCAAAAGUUUUAAAUGAACUGGGAAAGAAGAUUCAGCUCCUUAUGAAAGCAGUAGAAGCAUACAAGAAUAAGGAUGAAAAAUAUGAUCACCUAGAUCCUGCUGAGAUGGAAAAAGUUGAAAAAUACAUUACUGAGGCUAUGAAUUGGUUGAACAGCAAAAUGAAUGCCCAGAACAAACUAAGUCUAACUCAGGAUCCAGUUGUCAAAGUGGCAGAAAUACUGACGAAAUCGAAGGAAUUGGAUAGCUUCUGUAAUCCCAUUAUAUACAAGCCCAAACCGAAGAUAGAACCUCCCAAUGAUGGGCAGUCAAAAGCUAAUGGUGAACACAAUGGACCAGUGAACGGACAGAGCGGUACUGAAACAAAACCUGAACCAGCGAAGGACAAUUCUCAGCAGACCAAACCACCUGGAGAAAUGGAAGUGGACUAAAUCUUGCAUUUCUUUUACUGAAUUAAAAUAGUGCAAGUAACCACAGGGUCCAUUCUUUUUGUGUGGUACACACCUCAGAUGUUCAGUUAUUCUUAGCCAACCUUCUGUCAUUUGUUGCUGCGUAGUUUUGAAAGUGUUUUAUAUUAAGUACACCUCUGAUGUUCGUUUCCACUCAUGCUGCUUAUGUGGAGCUUUAGCCAAAUGUAGAUUGUAUAAGUCAGUUUAAGCUUUCCCAAUAUAUUUUAUAUCAAACAUACAGAAUUGAUAUAUAAAUGGCAACAAUCUACCUUAUUUAAAGCUUUUAUUGUGGAUAAACCUCAGCUCCUUUAUUCAGGAAAGGAUACUGUAUUGCACUACUGAUGCUCAAGUGUAGAUCUAAUUGCAUCUUUAUUUUGGAAAAAUAUUGGAAUUGAAGUGGCAAAACUUGUCACUUGAAGCACUGACCUUUUCUAGUUAUUGUAUUGUUAUAAUUUAAAUAUUAAAAUAGAGGUUAGUUGGCAUACUAGUCCAUCUUGUUGAUGUACCAUGAGAAUUGUAUGGUCUUUUUCAUAUAAACUGAAUAAUACAAGCUUAAACAUUUUUUUAGAUUCCCAUACCACUAACUAAAAUCUUAGUUACAAAAUGCUAGCAUAAUGGCUCUGCCAUGUGCUGAAAUUAAGUGAAUGGUCUCAGUGCACAUUGCUGUACAUAAUGUACUGUGCUUAUCAUAGGAUGAUGAUAAUAGUAUGAAGGGGUAGAAUAUACAAGGACUGUCGCAUAGCUUUCCCUUGAAAAUGUCUUAUUGCACACGUUACUAUUUCCAUUUCUUUUGUUUUGAAUGAACUCUACAUCUUGAUCACAUCUUGUGCUGGGAAGGAGAAAUAACAGAAAUUGGGCUGUGCAAGCUGGGUAUUAGCACCCUGAUUUUGAGGUUGCUUCAAUGCUGUUUGUUGCAAGCUUAGAGAGUUUAUUUAAGCCUUGGUACUCGGCACGUAAAGCUUUGGUCAAGGAUCUAAACAAAAGAGCUUACAAACUGGAUAUUGUUACCCCAAAGAUGGAAUCUACUUGAUGAACUUGCAUAGCUUACCAGUUAUCUUUGGUCAUUUACUUGAUCUAAUGAAAGUGUCUACAAUGUAUUACACAGUUGAGUCACUAUUUUCUUUGAUACAUCUUAGACAUGUCUUAGACAUUGUCAAGGUCCAGUGUAUGUUCGUAUAUUCUGAAUGCUUGUCAGUCACCGAGGUACUGUAGCGCUUGCUAGAGCAAGUCACUUUUCUUUUGACUUUAAACAGCUCUUCUCUUACCAGACUAGGAAUGGGCUACUCUGACUCUGAAGAGCGGUGUCUUAGUCAAGUCAGCGUAAGAGACUGAGAUUAGUCACAGCAUACACUUCAAUGACUUGGACUCCAUUGCUGAAGUGCACUGAGGUGUUUGGGUGUUAAUGAGGCAUUCCUGCAGCAGUUCUCCUGUACAAGAUUGUCGCUGUUGUAAACAAGUGAAGGGUCUUGCUCUUGGUUCUGGCCUUGGCAGCCAUUUUAUCUCCAGCUGUGCCCUUCAUGUUCUACCACUGUUCAUGCUACAAAGAAAGAGAGGAGUCUGUGACCCAAGCUAGCGUUGGUAGAGGUGAACUAUACUGUCAGAUACCUUCACAGAAAAAGGAAGCAUCAUUUACAGCUGUACAUAAACCUGCUAAACUAGCUCAAGUGCUAGAAUUGUAUCUUCAUGACUGACGUCAAGUGACUGAGAUGCAUGUACUUCGCUCUACUACUCCUCCUCUACACAAUUAACUGGGGAUGGUCUGGCACUUGAGUUUUUGUAUUUAAAGCCCUUGAACAAAAACUGAGUGACCUUGAAGAGAGCUGCAGCUACUCUGCAACCUCAGUCUUGAAUUCUGCCGCUGUAGUCACACAUCUUUGGCACUGAGGGGGUGACUGUACUUCAGUGUCAGUUGUCCUAAGUACGUCAGUACACGACUGACCUAGCUUUGGUCCCAUAGGCUUUAACAUGAAUAUCUUAAUGCCUUUACCACAGCAGUGUAAUGAGUAGCAUUCUUAAGUAUUGGCUUCCUAAAACCCAUCUACACAUUAAUUUGUCUAGUAGACUUUCUGAUACCUGGCAGAAGAGCUCAAACAGUGGACGUCUCCAGUGUAAGCUCUCCAACAGCUAAAAAAAAGGUCAUGUGUAAGAACAGAACGUCUUCUGCUCAUGGUCAUCAGAUGCUUAAUAGUACAUUACAAAUGUUUGAGGCAAUUCUUGUGUAUAAAGGCUGGAAUAAUCUUACAGCAAGCUUAAAAGCAGAUAUGGCUAAGACAAGCAAUUGUAGUAAGGUUUUCUUACUAGAACAGGUUUUUUUGCUGUGCAUCUGCUCUGUCUCUAGAUCCCUGGUGAAGAAGAAUGCUACCCACAGACUGCUGAUAGCAACUGGUUGCUGAUGUAUGUGUUAAGAAUCCCAUUUGGAAGGGCAAAAUUGUUCUAUCUGCAGUGAGCUUCACGUAAACAUGUGAACAUAGGACUUGUUCAUACGUAAUCUGUUUUCAGGAACAAAGAGAAAAGUUUACCAGGAUGCAGAUUUAAGGUUCUCAAGUACUUAGAUAAGCAGAUAAGUUAUGAACGACUUGAAGAUGAGGUUUUGUGCAUUGGACUCAACAAGCAAGUUAGCCUGUGGCUACCCUGACAGCACCAGAAUGAGUAUCUUGCAACAUAAAAUUAACAAGUUUUGUAGUAUGCUACUCUGCAUCUCGUAUAUUUUAAAAGCAGGUAUUUGUUGCUAAUGUCUUAUUUGAGACCUUCUAUUGAGGGUAAGAUACAUUUCUGAUGUUUGAAAAUGUUCCUCCAUCCCACAAAAAGAAAAAACAGGAAGCAACACUAUCUUUGUAAAGGCAGUAGAGUUUUGUUUUAAAAAAAAAAAUAAAAAAAUUAAUCACAGUCUACAGCUUCAUGUAAAAGUUUAAUUUCAAAAGAGCAUAAAUACUUUGCUUUAUUUUACCAGCAACAUCUUUCUUCUUUCCUUUAAAGAGGACUGAUUCUCUCCUGCCUGGAGCAUUAAUGGGCUUGCCUCAGAAAUGGCUUUAAAAUUAAUUUGCUUUAUGAAACUAAGUUGCUACUAGCUGUUCUACAACUGAUGCAUGGUUUCCUUUCCACAUUGUUUUUUUUUUUUUUCGGUAAACUUCAGGAUUUUCUUUGAACUUCAUUCAUAUGUAAGAUAAACAGAUUUUAAACAAUCCCUUUAAGUUAAACUUUUAUACUCUUCUUCCUUUAAACUGGCAAGGGUGCUACUGGAUAAAACAACCCAGUACAGCUGCCUGCCUCGUUUGGUCUGAAUUUGAAUGUGUGUCUGAAUUUGAAUGAAGAAUCCUCUCCCUUGUUUGCUUCUGGCAGUGUCCUUCUUUCACUGUUUAAAUACUGCCUUUGGGGCAUGCUUGCAAAACUUCCAGUAGGCAGUUGGAUCCCGAAUCCUCCAGGCCCUUUGGGUGAAGCACCCAACCUGUGUUGCCACUCGGCUUCACAAGGCAGCGUGGCAGAGGGAGAGGGGGAAGGUGCCCUUGUCUCUGGGUCGGGUAUGGAUGGCAGCACUGGAGGGGAACCGCAGUUCCUGCGGUGCUACUUCUGAAGUGUACAGGCCUGCGACUGCAGCGUUCUGUAUGUGUGCCUUGUGGGCAGCCAGAGGGUACCACUGCUGUGGUGUGCGGUGUGAAGCUGUGGUUCUUCCACUUGAAAGUGUUAAUCUAAAGCAUCCAGUUGUGUCUGUUGAUAAGAUUUCUUUGUAUCUUCAGCAUUUAGUAUUUUUUUGAAACAUCUUGGUGUGCUGAACUCUAACCUCUGCUACUACAGAUUCUUCCUGUUACUAACUGUUCUCAAAUACUCCAUAUUUGAGUCAUUUUUUUCACUGUAAGGAUUAUGUUUAAGUGUAACUUCAGGAGACAAGCAAGGAGCUAGCAGGAGACUUUUCUUCCCAAGUAUUUUUUUACGCUAGUAUGAGAACUUUACAGCCUUAACAAACCUUGGAAUCUUUACACUUCUCAGUGCUCUGGUUAUCCAUGCCUUUCAGUUAACUGACACUAGCUUUCAACAACAUGAAACCAUUUUACAAAUACGCUGCAUUGGCUGGUUCACAGCACCUAGCCAGCUGCUGUAGGAAAAGAAGCUAAAUUCAAUUGCCAUUGAUCAGUGUUGUCAGGACUCCCAUUCCUCAAAAGAGGGCUUUCAUUUUUGUGUGACCACGCUGCAAUGCUCUAAUAUGCUGACUUCUGUGAGCGCUUCUAAACUGAAGCCCAGAUGCCAAAACUUUAGUUGUGGGUCAGUAUAGUGCCCACACACUCUAGGGAUGCUUACAUUAGCUAUCACUAGUUUUAACUGGAUGGAUGAAUACUAUGUUGCCUCUUUAAUUUUGUUAUGCUAAGUCUUGUAGCCUCUCAGGCACCAGAAGACACAAGCUCUCUGUCAGAAGAGGUAGUAAAAAAACCAUUUUGCUUAACAAAAGGCAGGUAAUGCCUUGUAAAUUUUAAUUUCAACUCCCAAGAUGACUCUUGGAGUAUAAAUACAAACUCUUUGUAGCUAGAGAAAGUGUGUGGUGGCUGACUUUUAGCCAAAUUCUUAAUUCUCCACAGUUGAAAUUUGAAGACUUCAGCCACUUAUUACACAGGUAAAUAAAAGUGAAAACAACUAAAUGUGACUGUUAGUACCGCAGAAUACUAAACUGGGAAUGUGCUCAUGUGACUUACCUGAUACAAAUAUUAAACCCUGUUUUCCAUCUUUCCUGGUCAGAAGGAAAUACAUCAAGUAAUGAAAAGCGGCAAUCACUGCAAUAUGAUAUAUGAAGAAUCAUUUUAAACAAAAAUGCAAUUAAGAGCUAUACCCACCGGCCACCUCUAUGAAGUGCUGAAAUGGUUUAAUUAAACUUAUAAAAAAAGGUGGUAGUCCCUGAAUGUUGCAUAGUUGGAAAAGUUUGUUUACAUAGUCUAAACGUAACGCCACAGGAUUGGGGGGGAGGGAAGAGAUGGGAGUGUUAGAAUUUAAAGCAGUGUUUUAAGUAUGCAAAAUGUUUACUAUGUAUGUAAAUGGGAUUCUUAUUAGUGACAGAUCAUGUGCAAAUUGACAAUACUGCAAUUUAUUUUUGAAUGGCAAUAUAGAUUGUCAAGGUUGUGUAUAAUUAUAAUAAAUAUAUAAACUGCUACUUGAACCAUAAA
Molecule: messenger RNA, 8003 nt
Organism: Aquila chrysaetos chrysaetos
Lineage: Eukaryota; Metazoa; Chordata; Aves; Accipitriformes; Accipitridae
Gene: HSPA4L
Product: heat shock protein family A (Hsp70) member 4 like
Exons: 20
Coding region: 259-2838 (859 amino acids)
Biological process (GO): protein folding
Cellular component (GO): cytosol; nucleus
Molecular function (GO): ATP-dependent protein folding chaperone; ATP binding
Source: RefSeq, a predicted model, not a curated record